Fusarium coffeatum is the source of this 1077-nucleotide messenger RNA. RefSeq lists its product as uncharacterized. The record is from RefSeq and is a predicted model, not a curated record. NCBI's taxonomy places the organism in Eukaryota, Fungi, Ascomycota, Sordariomycetes, Hypocreales, Nectriaceae. The transcript has a single exon. Bases 1 to 1077 code for a protein of 358 amino acids.
AUGGAGCGCUCUAGCAAACUGGCCGAUCUCAAACUUGUUUCCAAAUAUUACCCUGUUACCAACUACUCAUAUCCUCAACAACCGGAACGUCCAUCGCACUAUGUUCGGAGUCGCUUCUCAGACGAUAGGGCGUCUUUGGGAUCCGAAGGGUCUUCGCCCAGUCUAAUCGACGAUCGAACAGACUCAGAAGUCUCCCUGGACGAUGAUUAUCAGUACCACGCUCAUGGCGCUGAGCUAUGGGACAGCUUCUGGCUUCCAAGUAAAUCCGCCAAGCUUGAACUUCAACCAAGAAAGCAAUUCCCGGCCUUAAAUCCCACUGCCCAACAGCAACAACAACAGCGGCAGCAACAAGAGCUGAAGCAACAGCAGGAGCAACAGCAACGACGGCAAAAGCAAGCAGGGCAAUACCGCAACAAACUGUUGCCUCUUUCUGAGAACACUCGCAGCCAGAGCCGAAAGCCGGCAACCACUUAUUCCCCUUUCCCAAAACCGCUCCCAUUACCACCUCGUACUGCACCACAGGCUCCAUCAUGGCAAUGCUCUCGAGAUGUGAAGCAAAAGCCUCAACGGCCUCCUCGUCCGCAUGAAGAAGUAUACGUCUUCCGUUCUCUGCAGAACUCACCACUCGUUGCACACUUCACCGUUUCUCAAGACUCGCCCCGUCCUAUUACACCAAAGGAAAAUCGUCCAACUACUGCGCAAGAGAUGCGACUUCAAACACCCCCGGAGCGUGAUUCCUACUUCGAAACCGCCUCACGCGGUCCUACCAAACAUCUUUGUUCCACAAGUUCCCAGCCACCCGCUUCUGUCAUACUCUCAAAGAAGUCCCUCCCUGGCAUGCGGCCUCUGCCGCCAACGCCACCACCGGAGGCGGAAGAGGCACCGGAAGCAGAGCCCCACUCGGUCUUUGAGUACGAUGAUGAUUCCGAUACUGAAUCUGGGGGCCGCUCAUUCUGGUUUCACCGUCGGUCGGGAAGUGACCAACGCAAGACAGGCCAUCGGAUUGCCCCUUCGUCGCCACGCAAGCGACAAAACGACGUGAUAGGGCGAAUGCUAGGACGACGGAGUCGUGGCUGA